Molecule: messenger RNA, 1382 nt
Organism: Thalassophryne amazonica
Lineage: Eukaryota; Metazoa; Chordata; Actinopteri; Batrachoidiformes; Batrachoididae
Product: keratin, type I cytoskeletal 13-like
Exons: 7
Coding region: 69-1250 (393 amino acids)
Molecular function (GO): structural molecule activity
Source: RefSeq, a predicted model, not a curated record
CCUCACUUUCUGCUCUGCAGCCGAAGCCAAAAGAUAUCCUCCUGCACUACCACCACCACAGCAGCAUCAUGUUUGCUUUGAAUAGCAGACCUCAUAGAGGGUACAGCAGCAGCGCCUCCAUGCAUGGUGGUGCUGGCAGUGGCAGUGUCAAAAUUUCCACUUUUGGUGGUGGUGCUGCUGGUGGCAGUGGCUAUGGCAGCAGCUUUGCUUAUGGUGGAUCCUCUGGUGGUGCCUUCAGUGGUAGUGACAUGUCUAUUAUUGCCAACGAGAAGUCCACCAUGCAGAACCUGAAUGACCGCCUGGCUUCCUACUUGGCUAAGGUGCACUCUCUGGAGAAGGCCAAUGCUGACCUGGAACUCAAGAUCAGGCAGUUCCUGGAGAAUAAGACUUCCCCCUCUGCUAGAGACUACAGCGCCUACUACGCCAUGAUUGCUGACUUGCAGGGCAAGAUCCUGGAUGCUACAAGGGUCAAUGGGGCCAUCUAUCUUUCCAUCGACAACGCCAAGCUGGCCGCCGAAGACUUCAGGGUGAAGUACGAGAACGAACUGGCCAUGCGACAGUCGGUGGAGGCUGAUAUUGCUGGGCUGAGGAGGGUUCUUGAUGAGCUAACGAUGAACAGAGCUGACCUGGAGAUGCAGAUCGAGGGGCUGAAGGAGGAGUUGAUAUUCCUCAAAAAGAACCAUGAAGAGGACCUGCUGGCUUUGAAAACUCAGAUGAGUGGACAGGUAAAUGUGGAAGUGGACGCAGUACCUCAGCAAAACCUCACACAGGUCAUGGAAGAAAUGAGAAUGCACUACGAGGCCAUUGCUGAGAAGAACCGCAAAGACGCAGAGGCCUGGUUCCGGAGCAAGACAGAAGCCUUGAGCAAGGACAUCAGUGUCACCACGGAAACUGUACAGACGUCAAAGACAGAAAUCAUGGACCUGAGACGAACCCUGCAGAGUCUGGAGAUCGAACUGCAGUCACAGCUCAGCAUGAAAGCUUCUUUAGAAGCCACUUUGCAAGAAACCCAGAACCGGUACAGCAUGAAGCUGGCGGGCUUUCAGGCUCAGGUCACUGCUCUGGAGGACCAACUGGUCCAGCUCAGAGCAGACCUGGAGCGCCAGGCAGAUGAGUACAAGAUGCUGCUGGACGUCAAGUGCCGCCUGGAGCAGGAGAUCGGCGAGUACAGGAGGCUGAUGGAAGGAGAAGCUGCCAUAGGCUCCUCCAGGACCACCACCACCACCAAAAUUAUCAGCAUCACUAAGUAAAUCAGAUGGUGGUAAAGUGGUCAGCAGCAACAAAAGCCCUCAGAGUCACGUGCUGACCAGCAGGACGCCCACCAACACCUCUGACGUGUGCUGCAUCCACAUUAAAGUUUGCCGAGGUGCUUUAACUCCUAA